CUACUUUUUAACGCAGAAAAAAAAGUUGUCUUAUGUCAACGCAAACAAAACUAUGUCAAAUUUGUUGUAAAUUUCGUGUAACAAAACAUACAAAAUCAGACCAAAUUUAAUGUGCAGAAACCCAUGUGCCCCUUUUAUUUUCAUUUUAAGUGAACCUGCUUCAUGAUGGCUGAAAAGUCUCCUGAUGUGCAGGCGAGUGAGCCCAGUACUCCGCAAGUGGAACAGCCGUCUGGCAACUGGUGGGACUCUUGGAUCACUUCGGCCAAGACCAAGUCAGCGGAGGUAUAUUCUAUGGUUAAGAAGGACCUGGACGAGAUAGGCUCUGCAGUGAAGAGCGAAGCUAGCCAUGUUUUCAGUACAACCUCUACAGCCCUCGGGAAAACUCUCAAGCUGGAUGAACCAGAGUCACCAGCGAAUGUGAUGAAGAAAAGUCUCAGCAGUUUUAUCGGUCAAGUGAGCACAGUCCUCAACCCUGAACCAGAUGAUGAAGAGGACACAGAAGUCAUCUUGUCUUCUGGAGACACCACUAUGCUGUCCACAUACAAGAAAGAGCUGGAAGCCCUCCAACGCGUGGACGCGACAUAUCUCGUGCCAGCUUCAAGCCCAGAGCUCGACGCGUGGCGUGCCUCCCUCGAGCUGGGUUCGGAGCUGAUCUCGCCCGGCUCGGCCGCCAAGCGCCUCGCCGCCUCCCCGCUGCUGCGCUCGAUGUAUGACAAGCUUGUGCCUGACGCCGUCUCUCAUGAAGAUUUUUGGGAGAGGUACCUGUUCCGUGUAGCGCUACUGCAGGACCGUUUGGCGGCCGCCGCGCGUAAGCUGCCGGCUACAGAUACUGAUCCCGUACUGGCACAUUUACCCCGACAACAGACCGAGCCUAUACAACAGAGCCCCAAGAAAGUACUAUCCGGUGUCGAAACCGAAGUAGAGGACGAACCAAGCGAGCAAAGCGAGCCAACCGAGCCUUUGGUACUGGCCGACACUGUGGCUUGGGAGGACGAAGACUUCGCGAAUGACGUGGAACUGACCGAAGAACAACAAACGCUACUUCUAGAAGAAUACGAGAAGGAAAUAUCCAGCAAGAAGACAAAACAGACAUCAUCCCGCGACCUGGCCAACAACAACGUCAAAAACAAGAAACACACUGGCAACACUAAAACCAGAAAUAACAAAAAUGGCGUCAAAAAAGGUAAAUCUGACGUUUGUGGUAACGAUUUGGUGGAGGACUAUUUUGGGGAAAAGGAAGUUAAGGAUGAUGCUAGCGCCAAUUCGGAUGAGAGUUGGGAGAAAUUUGACAUUGACGAAGAGAAAGUUUAAUCCGGCCAUACACUAGAAUAAAUCGUCUUAUGUGAGUUUUGCUCUGUAAGAUUACUAUACUGUAUCUUUAGGUAUUUAAAUAAAAGUAAACAAAAUCUACCCUCAAAUGGCUCUUUAAGCUAGUUGUGGGUAAAUGAAAACGUUACAUGAUCAAAUAAUGUAGGUUAAAGUCAGGUUCAGUGACUGAUCCAGGCGGUUUUGUAUUUGGUCGGUUAACCAAUAAAUGUUAUAACUACCCGAAAAUGUACAAA
Cydia fagiglandana is the source of this 1562-nucleotide messenger RNA. Its product is annotated as BSD domain-containing protein 1-like. The record is from RefSeq and is a predicted model, not a curated record. Gene Ontology annotation, cellular component: cytoplasm. The transcript is spliced from 9 exons. The coding region runs from base 163 to 1311 and encodes 382 amino acids. NCBI's taxonomy places the organism in Eukaryota, Metazoa, Arthropoda, Insecta, Lepidoptera, Tortricidae.